AAAGAAGAGGUCGUUUAAAAAAUGAUAUAUUGUCUUUCAUGAUUGGUUGGAGACAGAAUUACGUACACUAAUGAACGUGGCUAUCAAAAAUAUGAUUUGUCGAAGAGAGUUUCGAUGAAUUAUUACGUCUUCCUUAUUCCACUAAUCUUUGCAGGUGUACUGAUGGGUAUAUCAAAUUGUUUUGCUACAAUACCAGGAAUAGUAAGCCCAACAAUAACAGGACAGAUAACAACUCAAAAAACACAAGAAGAAUGGAAGACGGUGUUUUUUAUAGCAGCUGGGAUCUAUUUUGUUGGAGCUAUCUUUUAUGGUCUAUUUGCUUCAGGAGAGAAGCAAAAUUGGGCUUCUAUACCAAGUGCUUACUCACCUGUCAAAGAAUCUAAAUCUUCAGAAGAUAUACCUUUCAAAAAAUAAACAAAUUCUCAUCUAUAUUUCUCUCUCUACAUAUUUAUUUUACUUAAAGAUAUAAACAUAUCAAAAAUUAAAUUAAAUAUAUACCUCUUAAUUUAAGAAAA
Molecule: messenger RNA, 515 nt
Organism: Centruroides sculpturatus (bark scorpion)
Lineage: Eukaryota; Metazoa; Arthropoda; Arachnida; Scorpiones; Buthidae
Product: sialin-like
Exons: 3
Coding region: 115-414 (99 amino acids)
Biological process (GO): monoatomic anion transport
Molecular function (GO): transmembrane transporter activity
Source: RefSeq, a predicted model, not a curated record